AUGCCAUUUGCUCCAUUCGUUGGUGUCAACCAUCAUGGCCAAUCUAUAUUGUUAGGCUGUGGUUUGUUAUGUUCAGAGGACACAAAUUCAUUUGUUUGGCUAUUUAAAUCAUGGCUUCGGUGCAUGUCCAAUAGACCACCCGAAGGAAUUGUUACGGAUCAGUGCAAAGCAAUGAAGAAAGCCAUAAAAUUAGUGUUUCCUAUCACUCGUCAUAGGUGGUGCUUGUGGCAUAUAAUGAAAAAAAUACCUAAGAAGUUACAAAGUUAUGCAACUUACAAAGAUAUCAAGCGCCAACUUAAGCAAGUUGUGUACAAUUCUGAUUCCGUUGAUAAUUUUGUUUAUGGAUGGGAGAGGAUGAUAACAACCUUUUCACUUCACACGAAUGAAUGGCUUUCUUCACUUUACGAAGAACGUCAUAGGUGGGUUCCUUGUUACUUGAGAAACAGUUUUUGGGCUGGCAUGUCAACAACUCAAAGAAGCGAGAGCAUGAAUGCAUUCUUUGAUGGAUAUAUUAACUCACACACUACUCUUCAAGAAUUUGUUAAACAAUAUGACCAUGCACUACAACACAAGACAGAGAAAGAGACCCAAGCUGACUUCACGUCAUUAAACACAACUCUUCCAUGCGGUUCACAAUCACUCAUAGAGCGGCAAUUCCAAAAGCAUUACACACAUGCUAAGUUUACAGAAAUACAAUCAGAAUUAGGAGGUAAAAUUAAUUGUUUCGUUGAUGGCGUUGUGGUACACGAUAAUUUGUCAUUGUACAAGGUCAUGGAGGACUCCAUUCAUAAUGAAAUAAGGGAAGAGAGGACAUUCAUGGUUACAUUUCAACGAGACACAAUGGAUGUUAAUUGUAGUUGUUUGCUUUUUGAGUUUAGGGGCAUUAUAUGUAGACACUGUGUUUGUGUUUUGGCCCAAGAGCGAGUAACAGAGGUUCCUGCUAAGUACAUACUCACAAGAUGGUGUAAAAGUGUCCGCAAAAAGCACACGUAUAUUAGAGCAACAUACAACAACAAGGAAAAGGACCCACAUAUUGAACGAUAUGAUAACUUAAUGAAGACUUUUGGAAAUAUUGCUGAGAUUGUUUGUGAGUCAGUACACAUGACACAAUUAUUGGUUGACAACCUUAGUUCAUUUAUAAACAAGCAUGGCCUACAAAUUUCAUCUUCACCAUACGUCGACAACAAUAGCCACAUACAAGAACAACACCUGUAUGAUAGUAACAUAGGCCAUGAUGUAGACACCACUACAAACACUGUUCAAAUCCAAAGACCUAAAAGUGUGAAGCGAAAGGGUUGA
Molecule: messenger RNA, 1299 nt
Organism: Vigna angularis (adzuki bean)
Lineage: Eukaryota; Viridiplantae; Streptophyta; Magnoliopsida; Fabales; Fabaceae
Product: protein FAR1-RELATED SEQUENCE 5-like
Exons: 1
Coding region: 1-1299 (432 amino acids)
Biological process (GO): regulation of DNA-templated transcription
Molecular function (GO): zinc ion binding
Source: RefSeq, a predicted model, not a curated record